Molecule: messenger RNA, 4015 nt
Organism: Abrus precatorius (Indian licorice)
Lineage: Eukaryota; Viridiplantae; Streptophyta; Magnoliopsida; Fabales; Fabaceae
Product: AP-4 complex subunit epsilon-like
Exons: 10
Coding region: 327-3245 (972 amino acids)
Biological process (GO): receptor-mediated endocytosis; intracellular protein transport
Cellular component (GO): AP-4 adaptor complex; membrane coat
Molecular function (GO): cargo adaptor activity
Source: RefSeq, a predicted model, not a curated record
AAUUUUGAAUUAAUUGAAUUAAAAUUAAAAAGGUUAGAAGUAGUUUACUCUUGCGAGUGAGGAAGGCAAGCUCGAUACGACCCGAUCUGACCCGACCCGUUUAAACCAGUGGGGACCCAUGGUAAUAUUCACCAUAACUGACACCGUGUAAAUUACUCCCUCCUUCUCCGACACCCGGCAGCUCCUAAGCACGGCGUGUGUAGUGUUGGUCAGUGUUCACUCUUCACUCUCUCUCUCACGAGGAUUUGUAUUUUUUCGCAAAAGCAGAAGCAGAAGAAGAAGAAUCAAAGGUGGAGCAGUUGAAGACGAUCGGUAGGGAGCUAUCCAUGGGCUCCCAGGGCCAAUCCAAGGAGUUUCUCGAUUUCAUCAAGUCCAUCGGCGAGGCCCGAUCCAAAGCCGAAGAGGACCGCAUCGUCAUCCGCGAGAUCGAAACCCUAAAACGCCGCAUCAACGACGCCGACAUCCCCAAACGCAAGAUGAAGGAGUACAUCAUUCGCCUCCUCUACGUCGAGAUGCUCGGUCACGACGCUUCCUUCGGUUACAUUCACGCCGUCAAGAUGACUCACCACGACAAUCUCCUCCUCAAACGCACCGGUUACCUCGCCGUUACGCUCUUCCUCAGCGACGACCACGACCUCAUUAUCCUCAUCGUUAACACCAUCCAGAAAGACCUCGCUUCCGACAACUACCUCGUCGUCUGCGCCGCGCUUAACGCCGUUUGCAGACUCAUCAACGAGGAAACCAUCCCCGCCGUGCUUCCACGUGUCGUCGACCUUCUCAACCACCCCAAGGACACCGUUAGGAAAAAGGCCGUUAUGGCGCUUCACCGUUUUCACCAGAAAUCUCCAUCUUCCGUUUCUCACUUGCUAUCGAAUUUCCGCAAGAGACUCUGUGAUAACGACCCUGGGGUAAUGAACGCUUCUCUUUGCCCUCUUUUUCAUCUCAUUUCCGACGAGGCUGAUUCUCACAAGGACCUCGUCGCUGGCUUCGUUAGCGUUCUUAAGCAAAUUGCAGAACACAGGUUGCCUAAGACCUAUGAUUAUCAUCAAAUGCCUGCGCCGUUCAUUCAGAUUAAGUUACUGAAAAUGCUUGCAUUGUUGGGAAGUGGUGACAAGCAAGCCAGUGGGAACAUGUACACUGUGCUCGGUGAUAUAAUUAGGAAGAGUGAUUCGGUGACUAAUAUAGGGAAUGCUGUUCUCUAUGAGUGCAUAUGCUGUGUUGCUUCCAUAUAUCCCAAUCCUAAGCUAUUAGAGGCUGCUGCCGAUGUUAUUGCGAAAUUUUUGAAGAGUGAUAGUCACAAUCUCAAGUACAUGGGAAUUGAUGCUCUUGGUCGGUUGAUAAAGUUAAGUCCGCAUGUUGCAGAACAACACCAACUGGCUGUCAUUGACUGCUUAGAGGACCCUGAUGAUACUCUGAAGCGAAAAACUUUUGAACUGCUAUACAAAAUGACCAAGUCCUCCAAUGUAGAAGUGAUUGUUGACCGUAUGAUUGAUUACAUGAUUAGCAUUAGUGAUGAUCAUUAUAAGACUUAUAUAGCAUCUCGAUGUGUGGAACUUGCCGAGCAAUUUGCACCAAGUAAUCAUUGGUUUAUACAGACCAUGAAUAAAGUUUUUGAGCAUGCUGGAGAUCUUGUGAAUAUCAAGGUUGCACAUAAUUUGAUGCGGUUGAUUGCUGAAGGAUUUGGAGAGGACGAUGAUGCUGCAGAUAGUCAGUUGAGAUCAUCUGCUGUUGAAUCAUAUUUGCGCAUUAUUGGAGAGCCAAAGCUUCCAUCUGUGUUUCUUCAGUUCAUCUGUUGGAUUCUGGGGGAAUAUGGCACAGCUGAUGGAAAGUAUUCUGCUUCCUAUAUUAGUGGGAAGUUAUGUGACAUUGCAGAGGCAUAUUCUAAUGAUGAAAAUGUUAAGGCUUAUGGAAUUUCAGCAUUGAUGAAAAUUUAUGCAUUCGAAGUAGCAACUGGGAGGAAAGUGGAUAAUAUCCUGCCUGAGUGUCAAUCUUUGAUUGAAGAAUUAUUGGCAUCCCACUCUACAGAUUUGCAGCAACGUGCAUAUGAAUUGCAAGCCCUUAUAGGUUUGGAUGCACGAGCAGUUGAAAUAAUAAUACCACGAGAUGCGAGUUGUGAAGACAUUGAGAUCGAUAAGAAUCUUUCUUUCCUCAAUGGUUAUGUCCAGCAGUCUCUAGAAAGGGGUGCUCAACCCUACAUUCUUGAGGAUCAGCGCACUGGAUUGGGAAAUAUGAGCAACUUCAGAAGUCAAGAUCAACGCGAAUCUCUGCAGCAUGGUCUGAAAUUUGAGGCAUAUGAACUUCCAAAGCCUCCAAUGCAAUCGAAAGUUGCUCCAGUUUCAUCUGCAUCCCGAGUAGACAUUGUUCCAGUACCUGAGGCAUUGUCUUCUAGGGAGAACCAGCAUAUCUCAUCAGUGGGAUCAGUAUCAGAGGCUGGAUCUUUGGAGCUUAAGCUACGGCUUGACGGUGUUCAGAAGAAGUGGGGUAGACCAACUUAUUAUUCAUCUCCAAGCACAUCUGCCUCUACCUCGUAUUCUACUUCCCAAAAACCAACAAAUGGGGCAACUCAGGUGGAUGGUGCUUCAGCUGUCAAUUCAAAAGUACGUGAUAGUUAUGAUUCAAGAAAGACACAGGUUGAGAUUUCUCCAGAAAAGCAGAAGCUUGCUGCUUCAUUGUUUGGUGGUUCAACUAAACCUGAGAAAAGAUCAUCCACUAGUCAUAAGGUUCCAAAAGCUAGUGCAAGUGCUGCAGAAGGAUCUCAGGGAUCAAAGGCUGCAGUUGUUCACAGCGAAGUAGCUGUGGAGAAAACAAUCCAUCAACCAACACCUCCUGAUUUGCUCGACUUGGGUGAACCAGUUGUCACUACAGCUCCUCCCCUUGUGGAUCCAUUCAAGCAAUUGGAAGGUCUUCUUGACCCGGGCAUUAAUUCUGCAACAAAUCAUAAUGUAGGUGUAGCUACAAAUGCGCCUGAUAUUAUGGAACUCUAUGCGCAUACUACUACAAGUGGGCAGAGUGACAGUGGUGGUGUUUAUUCUAUCCCUGUGAGUGGAGAUAAUGUAAAUCUUUUAUCUGAGUUGUCAAAUGCAGCUGUAAGAGGUACUAGUGAAGAAAUAAUUGUGACGACUUUGUCUCAACCUACGAAGGGUCCAAAUGCUAAAGAUUCUUUGGAGAAGGAUGCAUUAGUGAGGCAAAUGGGCGUGAACCACUCAAAUCAGAAUCCCAACUUGUUCAGUGACUUGCUUGGUUAAUCCGGUUACUAAGCCAACUCUAGAUCAUGAUGUUUGAGGAUAGAUUGCCUACCACUUACUGCUUGUCUAGUUGCCUGAAACAGUCUGUGAUCGCAUAUAUGCACUUGAAUAAGUCAUUAUCAGGCAUGGAUGAUUGCAUCCCCCUAGAAUGGGUUGAUUAAACGUCCAGGAAUGAUGGCUGAACCAGGUAAAGGUUGUACUCGUUGCAGAAUAGCUUUUGUAACUAUUGAAUGCGCGAGGCUUUCUUUGCCACAUCCAGGAUUUGGUCCACUCUAGACUUUAAGAAAGGGUACCGUUAUGCACGGUCAUACCGUUGCCAUUUAAGCUUAAUAGGAAGUUCUGGGUCAUCUUUGUUGUACCAAAGCUGUAUUUUGUUUUUUUAACAUUUAUGUGCAUUUUUCUGUGUCCAUAAGAUGGUUUUUCAACAGCGAGAAGCUUGAUAUUGUGGUUAAUAAUAUCAGUUUGAUGUGAAUGACAUUUGUACUGGUGAUUAUUUUAGAGAUGGUAAUGGGGGAUUAGGUUCAUCUAUUCCUUUAUAGAAUUACGGAUAUGCUCACGAUUGGCCCAGUUGUGUUUCCUUUGUUGCGUUCGCUCUCUCGUCAUGUUUUUUAUUUUUGUUUAUGUUAUCCAUGCUGACAUUAUUAAAUUGAUUGUAGUUCAAUUUCUGUAGAACUUUGUCACAUUAUCACGGCCUCUUCAAAAUGUAAUAUUAACAGUUUUAUGAGAUCCCAUAAACAAGUUUUACGUGAAUCGAAAUUAAAAAUUUAUUA